GUUCUGAUACAUUCCUAGUACAUCUUUCCUCCCCCUGUGGCCUUUUCACUUCCUUCCUUCAUAACUAAGAAAACCCACUUGGGCCACUUCUCUCUCUCUCUCUCUCUCUCUCUCUCUCUCUCUCUCUCAUGCCUAUGUUAUGACCCUCCUCUGUUUCCCCCUUCUCUCUCUAAGCAUUUCAUCUUUGGUGAGGUUUAACAAUGCGGAAUGGGUUUUUGAUUUCUUGCCGUUGUUAUUGCAGAUAAGCACUUAUAGCUAAAGAAAUCUAGUAGAAAAGGGCGGGAAACUAUGAUGACGAACGGGGAUUCGUCAGAUAAGAAGAAAGCGUUGUCUCAGUUAGAUUUUACUGAUUUGGUGCUCUCAUGGUCUCUUCAAGACAUCCUCAAUGAGAAUCUCUACAAGAACGAGGUGGAGAAGAUUCCUGAAUCGUUUGAAUCGGUGGAGCAUUAUCUUGGUUCAUUUGUUUUCCCUUUAUUGGAGGAAACCCGAGCAGCAUUGUUUUCCAGUUUGGAUAGUGUUCAUGAAGCACCUUAUGCUGAGGUGAUCUCCCUUAAUGAGUCCAAGUCGUACGGAUCAUCUUUGUUUGACAUUAAAGUUGAUUACUGGAGGAACAGAUUUAAUGACCUUGGAAAGGAGCCUUACAAAACCUUGCCUGGGGAUGUUUUCGUCAUUUCUGAUGUAAAACCUGAAAGUCUGUCUGAUUUACAACGAGUUGGAAGGAUGUGGACUUUUGCAUCUGUCACUAGCAUCACCGAGGAGGAGAAUGAAGGCGAUAGUUCAUCUACCCAUUUUAAAGUCAUAGCGUCGAGAGACAUUGAAGUGAAAAAUGGGUUGAGGGAAUCGCUCUUUGUCGUUUUCUUGAUGAAUAUAACAACUAACAAAAGAGUAUGGAAUGCACUACGCAUGUUAAGGAAUCUCAAGAUCAUCAAGGAAGUUCUUUGUGCCGAUUCUUCGGUUCAAGAGGAUUGCAAACAUUGUAGUGCUUAUAAGAAGAGCCAUUUGACUGAUACAGUUGUUAGGAACCUUUUAUCUAAGCUGAAUGAAUCACAAGGAGAGGCGAUCUUGGCUUCUCUUCAUGGAAUUAAGUGUAGCCACAAGUCUACCGUGGAACUUAUAUGGGGGCCACCAGGGACGGGGAAGACGAAAACAGUUAGUGUGUUGCUUUGUACCCUUUUAAGGAUGAACUGCAGGACGCUUAUUUGUGCUCCUACAAAUAUAGCUAUAAAGGAGGUUGCUUCUAGGGUUUUAAAGUUGGUAAGGGAGUCCUCUGAAGCUGAAUCAGAAGAGGAGACUUUCUUUUGUCCUUUGGGUGAUAUUCUCUUGUUUGGGAACAAGGAGCGGCUGAAAGUUGAUUCUGAAAUUCAGGAUAUCUACCUAGAUUAUCGUGUUGAAAGGCUCGCAGAGUGUUUAGGACCACUGACUGGUUGGAGGCAUUGUUUAACAGCCAUGGUAGAUUUUCUUGAAGACUGUGUUUCUCAAUACCAGGUUUUCAUCGAAAACCAAAGAAUGAUCAAAGAAAAAGAACACAUUGAUCAAGGUGAAGGUACAAAGGCAGAAUUCAAUUCAUUUCUUGAUUUUGUGAGAGACAGAUUUAAAGUCAAUGCCUCAUCCCUGAGACAAUGUGUAUUUAGAUUAUGUACACAUUUACCAAGGAGAUUCCUUUUGGUACAUAAUCUCCAAAACAUGGAAAUUCUCAUUCACUUUCUUGGUCAUUUGGAAUCAUUGUUGUUUCAAAACAAUUUGGUUUCUGAGGAACUCGAGGAAAUCUUUUCUCAUGAUAAUGCAAGUGAUGAUAUUUAUGAAUCUUUUGGGGAUACAAGGAGAAAGUGCAUUUCUGUUCUAAAAACCCUUCGACUUUCGAUUGAAGGCCUUGAACUGCCAAGUGCCAUGAACUCAGGUUCAAUUAGGGACUUCUGUUUCCGAAUGGCAUCCUUGAUUUUCUGUACUGCCUCAAGUUCCUAUAAGCUCCAUUCAGUGAAAAUGGAACCACUGAAUUUGCUUGUCAUUGAUGAAGCAGCACAAUUGAAGGAAUGUGAAUCAACCAUACCUCUUCAACUAUCCGGUCUAGGUCAUGUUAUUCUUGUUGGUGAUGAGUGCCAACUACCAGCGAUGGUUACUAGUGAUGUCUGUAUUGAAGCUGGAUUUGGAAGAAGCUUGUUUGAAAGAUUGAGUUUGUUGGGUCAUCCGAAGCACCUUCUUAACAUGCAGUACAGGAUGCAUCCUUCAAUAAGUUCCUUUCCAAAUUCAACGUUCUAUUUCACCCAAAUCUUGGACUCUCCACAUGUGAAAAGGAAAAGUUACGGAAGGCAGUAUCUUCAAGGGUCAAUGUUUGGUCCCUAUUCUUUCAUUAAUGUUAUUGGUGGCAAAGAAGAAAAAGAUGAUGCUGAACAUAGCAGACGAAAUAUGGUUGAGGUGGCUGUGGUUGUGAAGAUAUUGCAGAAUUUAUAUAAAGAAUGGAAUGUCUCCAAAAAGAAGAUUAGUGUUGGCGUGAUAUCUCCCUACGCUGCUCAAGUUGUGGCUAUCCUUGAUAAACUUGGACGAAAAUUUGAGAAUCUUGAUGGAUUCACUGUGAAGGUGAAGUCAAUUGAUGGGUUUCAAGGCGGAGAGGAAGACAUCAUAAUAAUAUCGACAGUAAGGUCUAAUCAUGGUGGAUCUGUUGGGUUCCUUUCCAGUCGUCAAAGAGUUAAUGUUGCAUUGACCAGAGCUCGGCAUUGUCUUUGGAUCGUGGGAAAUGAAAGGACGCUAGCCAGUAGUGAAUCCAUCUGGGAAGCAUUAGUCCGUGACGCUAGGCAUCGUCAAUUGUUCUUUGGUGCUGAUGAGGAUAGCGAUAUGGCCAAAACCAUAAUAGAUGCCAAGAAAGAUCUUGAUCAGCUUGAUGAUUUGUUGAACGAAGAUAGUAUACUUUUUAAGAAUGCCAAGUGGAAGGUAUCCUUCAGUGAUAACUUCAGAAAGUCAUUUCAAAAGCUGAAAUCAACCCGCAUAAAAAAGUCAGUCAUCCAACUAUUAUUGAAGCUUUCAUGCGGUUGGAGACCAAAAAAGAAGAAUGUGAACUCAAAUUGUGAGAGCUCUUCGCAGAUCUUGAAACAAUUUAAGGUUGAAGGGCUCUAUAUUGUUUGCUCUAUAGACAUAAUAAAGGACUCGAUGUACAUCCAAGUUUUAAAGGUUUGGGAUAUAUUGCCGUUGGACGAGAUCUCGAAAUUGGCUAAACGCCUUGAUGGAAUGUUUGCUAUGUACUCUGAUGAUUUUAUCAAUUUCUGCAACCAGAAACUCUGUGAUGGUGAUAAAGAAGUUCCGAUGAGUUGGGGGCCAUCUUUUGAUAUUCCCCGGUUUAAGAGUCUUUGCAACCAUGUGCUUCACAAUGAGUCAAUUGAUGGUCUUAUUGAUGGUCGAAGUUAUUUUGAGAACUCAAAGGUGAGCGAAAGCUUGUCAUUGAUGAAAUUCUACUCUUUGUCAUCUGGUAUGGUGAACCACUUGCUAUCCGAUGACACUGGUGGAGAACUGGACCUACCAUUUGAAGUAUCAGAUGAGGAGUUAGAGAUUAUUCGGUUCCAAAAAAGCACCUUUAUACUUGGAAGGUCGGGAACUGGAAAAACUACAGUUUUGACCACAAAAUUGUUUCAGAAGGAGCAACAACACCAUUUUGCAUCUAAAGGACUUUGUGGAGCAGGGACCAAUACCAGUAUAGAAACAAGCCAAAAGAAUGAUGUUGGUGAGUGCAUUUUGGAGACCAAGGGAAGUGUCUUACGCCAACUUUUUGUGACAGUUAGUCCAAAGCUAUGCUACGCUAUCAAACAAAAUGUGACCAACCUGAAAAGGUUUGCUUGUGGGGGGAAUUUCUCUGGAGAAAACAGUUCAAUCGGGGUGGAUGAUCCAGCUCAUUUUAAGGAUAUCCCUGAUUCCUUUGUUGACAUUUCCCCUAGCAAAUAUCCCCUUGUAAUUACAUUUCACAAGUUCCUAAUGAUGCUUGAUGGGACAAUGGGAAAUUCAUACUUUGAGAGGUUCCUUGAUGCUUGGGAGUAUUCUAAGUGUGGAACUAUAGGUUCAAGAUCCGUAGCUUUGGAAACUUUUUUAAGAAUAAAGGAGGUCAACUACGAGAGGUUUUGUUCCUUUUAUUGGCCCCAUUUCAAUUGCCAGAAAACAAAGAAGCUUGAUCCUUCUAGGGUCUUCACUGAGAUAAUGUCUCAUAUAAAGGGUGGAUUGGGAGUGGGGGAGACCCAUGAAGGUAAAAUCCGUCAGGAGGAUUAUGUUAUCUUGUCUGAGUGUCGGGGGUCCACUUUGAGUAGGGAAAGGAGAGAGAGGAUAUACUCUAUCUGUCAAGAUUACGAAAAAAUGAAAAAGGAUAAUGGUGAUUUUGAUUUGGCCGAUUUCGUGAACGAUAUUCAUUAUCGACUAAGGAAUGAAAGAUUUGAAGGUGACAAAAUGGAUUUCGUAUAUGUUGAUGAAGUGCAGGAUUUGUCAGUGAGACAAAUUGCACUUUUCAAAUAUAUUUGCCGAAAUGUGGAGGAAGGCUUUGUUUUUGCUGGUGAUACAGCGCAAACUAUUGCUAGAGGAAUUGAUUUUAGGUUUGAAGAUAUAAGAAAUCUAUUCUACAGAGAGUUCAUAAUGGAAUCAAGAGGUGAUGGGUCUUCUGAAAGAAAUGAUAAAGGACUUUUGUCGAAAGUUCGCAACCUUAAACAGAAUUUUCGUACUCAUGACGGUGUUCUUAGAUUAGCACAGAGCGUAAUUGACCUUCUUUACCGGUUCUUUCAUCACGCUGUUGAUAUUUUGGAACCUGAGACAACUCUUCUCUAUGGUGAGGCUCCAAUUCUUCUUGAAUCUGGCAAUGAUGAAAAUGCAAUUAUAACUAUUUUCGGAAAGAGGGGAAACGGAAAUGGGGACAUAGUCGGUUUUGGUGCUGAGCAGGUGAUAUUAGUACGGGAUGAUUCUGCCAGGCAGGAUGUAUCCGAACAUGUUGGAAAGCAAGCUCUUGUUUUGACUGUUGUGGAGUGCAAGGGUUUAGAGUUUCAGGAUGUAUUGUUGUACAACUUUUUUGGCUCAUCACCACUGAAAAAUCAGUGGAGAGUAAUAUACGAGUUCAUGAAAGAACAAGAUUUGCUGGAUCCUGGAACUUCCUUUUCCAGUUUCAAUGAGGCAAGACACAAUGUCCUGUGUUCUGAACUGAAGCAACUCUAUGUGGCAAUUACUCGUACAAGGCAAAGAUUAUGGAUUUGUGAAAAUAUGGAGGACCUCUCCAAGCCCAUGUUUGACUAUUGGAAAAAGAAGGGCCUUGUGCAAGUAAAACAGUUGGAUGAUUCACUUGCACAAGCAAUGCAAGUUGCAAGUAGCCCCCAGGAGUGGAAGCAAAGGGGUAUCAAGCUAUUCUACGAGAAUAACUAUGUGAUGGCAAAGAUGUGCUUUGAAAGGGCAAAAGACAGAUUGUGGGAGAAAAGGGCUAGCGCUGCUUGCUGCAGAGCUUCUGCAGACCAUAUGCGUGGUUCAAAUCCUGAAGGGGCUCGCAAUGCCCUAAGGGAAGCUGCUGACAUAUAUGAUUCCAUUGGUGAUGCUGAAUCUGCUGCCCAAUGCUUUUACGAACUGGGGGAGUAUAAAAGAGCAGGAAGAAUUUAUGAAAAGUGUGGGGAAUCUGAGCUAAAAAAAGCUGGGGAAUGUUUCUCUAUGGCAGGUUGUCAUGAGAAGGCAGCUGAAGUUUAUGCUAGGGGAAAACACUUUUCAGAGUGCUUGUCAGCUUGCACGAAGGGAAAAUUACAUGACAUGGGUUUGGAAUACAUCCAAUUCUGGAAAGAGCAUGCCCCGAGAGAUAAUGUCAUGUCUAAAACAAGUAGCGAAAUUGACAGAAUUGAACAACAGUUCCUUGAGAGUUGUGCAAUGCACUCUUAUGAGCUUAAGGAUAAUAAAUUCAUGAUGAAAUUUGUUAGAUCUUUUAACUCGAUGGCUUCAAGGCGCAACUUCUUGACGCGUGUGGGUUGCCUUGACGAGCUUUUAAUGGUUGAAGAAGAAUUUGGAAACUUUUCGGAAGCUGCAGAGAUAGCAAAGUUGAGAGGAGAUACUCUACGUGAGGCUGAUUUGCUAGCAAAAGCUGGACGCUUCGAUGAAGCAUCCAUGCGUAUCUUAUGGCAUGUCUUUUCCAAAUCUUUGUGGGUAUCGGGAAGCAAAGGUUUGCCUCUAAAGCAUUUUCCACAAGAGAGUGAGAUUUUCGAGAAAGCCAAGUCAUUUGCGAAAAACAAGUCAGAUCUCUUUUAUGAGUUUGUCUGCACCGAGGUUAGCAUUUUAUCAACUGAAGAAAUGAACUUGUUCGUAUUGAACCAGUAUUUAAAUGCUUCACGUCGUAAUAAAAGCCUCAGGGGCAAAAUCUUAUGCACUAGAAGAAUUCUUGAUGUUCAUCUUCAUUCAAGUGAAUUAACGUAUGUGUGGGAGGAUGAACUACCAGCCGAUCUGAUUACGCAUUCAGAAGAAAAUGUUUUGCAUAAUCAGAUUUCAGUGGGAACCCUGGUUUGCUUUUGGAAUCUAUGGAAACAGGAGGUUGAAAAUAUCUUUGAGUACCUUACUUGUCUUGAAACCCAGGCCGUUAAUGAUGACCAUUUGAACUAUGGUGACUUUUGUUUGAAUUAUUUUGAUGUGAGGCAAUUGGACAACGUGAAUAUGAAAUUUGUUAUUUUGAACUCUGAUGCUGUUUGGGUGAGAGAAAUUAAGUACCGCUUUCUUCAGAGGAGCGGAAAUUUUGUUUCCAUUGAAGCUCGCCAUUUUGUUUAUGCUGCUAGGAAUCAUUGGCGAUCAGAAUUGCUUUCUGUUGGUCUACGGGUGUUGGAAACCCUUGAAGCACUUCGUAAGUUCUCAAGCAAGAACUCCAUUUCUGAUUUCUGCCAAAGCAUGACUCUUGUGUACAUAUUUGAGGUGACAGAGAGUCUUCUGGGAUCCAAAUAUCUUGAUUGUAAAAAACAAGAUACUCAGAAGUUGCAAAAUUUUCGCAAGCUCUCUACUGCAGCAUAUUUCAACAUUGCUUUUCCUUCAGAGUGGCGGAAAUCAUUGACCAAGGAUAUGACUUCUCUGAGGGGCAGUGCAGUUUCCUGUAAUUUACUUGAAGAGGUUAUUGUUGACAAUAUUAGCUUCACGGAUGAGCUAACCUAUGGGCAAAUUGGGAGGGUAGUGAUGAUAUGGCUUGGUUCCGGAAAGCCGACUGAAGAAGUUUACAAGAAAAUUUCUGAGAGGUUUGACUCAAAUUCACUGUGGAAAGAAUUCGUUGAUGCCCUAAAUGGGAAUGCGAAAUCUGAAUUUUUGCAGGAAUCCACAUCAGGCAUUUCAUCUGAGGUUCCAAGAGAGGUCUCUUCUGUAUAUAAGUUUCAGAGAGCUUUGGAAGAUGCUUAUAACGUCCAUUGGAGACAACGGGACUAUAUAUCACCCACUUGUUUCGUGUAUCUUGUUGAGAGGCUUUUGAUAUUGGCUUACUCCUUCCAAGGGUUCCUUUUCACCACAAAAUCUUCAUUUGUGGAGUGGCUAAUUUGUGAGCAACCACAUGCCAAACAAAGUGCUGAUGUUGCAAAUGCGAAGCGAUUUCCCACCAGCGGCAUUUUUAACUUUGUGGUAAACAUCAUCAAAGAGGUCCUUGACUGUAAGCAAGAUACAAUAGAGUGGAUUGGAAAAUCGGAUCUCAAUUUCAAGUCCUACUAUCCGUUGCUGUUGUUGAGGCUGGUUGUCAUGCUCUGCUUGCUCUGCGUGAACUGUGGGAAGUAUUACAAUUUUCUUUUUGAGGUACUGGCGAGGAAUGAUAUUACAUCGUGGCUCCCUAGGGAAUUCUAUGAUGUCUUCAGGAAAAAAAGGAAGUAUGUGAACUUGACUUUGCUUGCUGAAGCAUUCAUGAAGAUUGAGGAUCCUCUUGUUAUAGUGAGCUUGGGAGAAAAUUGUUCCAAAUUUAUAUGUCCUCAUGCCAUUUUCGUGGACUUGAGAGUUACCCACAGGAGAGAGGACAUUAUGGAAGUAUUGUUUCAGACGGACAACAAAGCCCCUCUAGAUCAAACUGUAUCUGUAUCUGUCGAGGUGGAUGCAACCAAUUCUUGUGGAAAAGAACUUUCUUCAAACAUUGAGAAAGAGAAGAUUUCCAAGGCUCCAUUUUCAAACUCAACAUCCCUCACAGAUCAGAAUGUGGAAAAUCAGAAUACAAGUGAAGGCAACCGGCAAAUGAUAUCUGGGCUCUUUGGGAAAAUAUCUGAUGCAUUGAAGGCUGUAGAUAACAUAGGACAUGGAGAUUUACAGAAUUUUUUGUCUGGUGUCUCAACGAUAAAGGUGGAGGUAGAGAAAGUUAUAAACCUCGUAACUGCUGCACUGACUGAAAAGAUGGAAUUUAACAAAGAUAAGACAGAAUUUAACGAAGAUGGAACCCCUGUUCCCAAGCCAAAGGAGGGUUGUAAUGCGCUGCUCACCCCCACCGACCUUUUUUCAGCGCUUGAAAACAUGGUUGAUGAAUUUAAGCAGCUAUCUUCUGCGCUGAAUGUGAGUGACAGUGAAGUAAAGAGAAACAUUUCAAUGAUUACCUCACUUUUGAAGAGUUUUCACACAAAGAGGCCAGAGCUGGAAACUUUGUUGAACCAGCUGUUCAUGCCAAAUGAUACAAAUUCUAACAUAGUGGCGUCAGAGACUAAUAAAUUGUCAGAAAACGAAGGCAAUCACAAGAAGGUCGAGGAAACAAGCAAAUCUGGUAAAGGCAAGGCUGUGGAGGCUACUGUUUCAGGAGCACGGAACAGUGGUCAAGACGCUCAAGCCAACAAGAGGAAGGGAAAUAACAACUCCAAAAAGGGUAAAAAUGGGAAAGGAGGCCGAAAGAAAAAAUAGGUAGACAUACUUUCUGUGGUGGUUCAAAGGUUGGGUAUAUAAUCAAUCUCUUAUUUUGGUGUUGGGGUAUAAUGCCAGCAAUCUGUAGUUCUUUGAAUACUUUUUUAUUCUGCUCAAUAGUUGUGCUGGAAGUAUUUCAAUCUAAGGGGUGCAAACAUAAUGAGGUAAAAAUUCUUGGGUAGUAUUGUGCGUUCUUUUGCACUCUGAUGUUUCUAUAAUAAGAUUGCUGGAAGUGAACUAGUGAUGCAGCAGAUGGAGUUUUGACCGGUGCACUUUUGCAG
Molecule: messenger RNA, 9101 nt
Organism: Rhododendron vialii
Lineage: Eukaryota; Viridiplantae; Streptophyta; Magnoliopsida; Ericales; Ericaceae
Exons: 14
Coding region: 289-8820 (2843 amino acids)
Molecular function (GO): ATP binding; protein binding; hydrolase activity
Source: RefSeq, a predicted model, not a curated record